UGCGUUUGCGUUCUGUUCGUUUUGUGCCGAGUGCCCUAGUGUAAUAUGGCGGAAAGCUUUUAUCAAUUUCUUUUGUUACAGUUGUUCUGCAUUUGCUUUUAAAAAGUUGUAGUUUGAAUUUGAUGUUUCGAAAUUAUUGCAAGCAUUCGUAAUUAAUUUCCUUGCAAAAUUUGCAAUAUUUAUUUAUCUACCAGUCAUAUCUACAAGGUCAUAUGGUUAUGACAAAUGUAGUUAGAAAGAUUGUUUUUCGGAAUCAAUAUUUUUUCAGUGGAAAAUAAAUCAGAAAUUAAGAAUGGCGGAGAGUCGGCUGCUCAUAAAACGUCCUAGUUCCUCAAGUCCUCCUCCAAAUUGUGCAAUUUGUUUGGGUUCAUUCUCAAAUAAAUGUGUAUCUGAUACUUGUUUGCAUCAAUUCUGUUUCAAAUGUCUUUUGGAAUGGUCAAAGAUAAAAGCAGAAUGUCCUCUUUGCAAGCAGCCAUUUACCAGAAUACUUCAUAACAUUAAAAACAAUGGCGAAUAUGAUGAACAUGUGGUGGACAUUCUUGCUAAUGACCUUACUGCUGAGGAAAUACAUGUUGAGGAAAUUAGGGAAUAUAAUACUUUUUUACCAAAUGCUCUGCCACCCACCAGACAUCACUUUCAUUUUAGGACAACAUUUACUGUGGAUACCCAUGGAGAACAUGCAAUACAACAAAUGCUUUUGACACAUCCCCAAAUUUCAGUCAGUACAAGUGGAUAUCCUGAAAGGCAUUCUGCAUAUCAUAGACGUCGACGUGAGAUUCCAAGACGUGAGAUGCCAAGACGAGAGAUUCCGACUACAACUGCUUUCCGGAGAUCUGUUUAUACACGAAAUUUAUGGGCCAUUGCGCCUCCAGAUGUUGAUGGAAAUUUCAUGGCGUGUACUCCAGAGUAUUUCAGCUCAUUAGCAAGUUCCAAUAACAUCCUUCCUCUUGUUCCGGGUACGUUGGCCAUAACAUCAUUGUUUGAUAUACUGAAGACAAUAAGGCAAGCACCAUUAACUCGCAAUAGACUGGUACCCUGGCUGAAUAGAGAACUCAACGCACUUCUUUAUGAUAACACCCAGUUAGUUAUGAGACUUGUAGAUACAAUCCUGGAUAUGUUAUUGCAGCGUCAUAUUUGCAGCAGAACAUUCCGAAAUGUUCUUUUAGAACACCUCAAUAUCAGAACAGACCACUUUAUUCAUGAAUUUUUCAGUUUCAUGAAAUCACGGUUUGAUAUGAUUGGAUAUGAUAGACAAGUGAUAUACAGUGAACGACCACUGUCCCCUUUAUCUGUGGUUACUCUUCCAGAUGAUGUUUCAGACAGCGGCCAUGAUAGCGAUGUCAUUAUAGUAGGUUCGACUGGUCCUCAAGAACCUGUAGUUAUAGAUCUUUUGAACACAGACUCUGAUGACGAGCCCAUUUUAGUAUCUCACGAAGAACCUCCGCCACCAGAACUCAUCCCUAUAUCUGAUAGCAGUCCAGAAGCACCACCAAGAGAUAACAGAUCCCCAGUAUUACCCCUUAAGUUACGCCUUAAGCACAAAAGAAGAUCUAGGGAAGAGGAAAGAUACAGAAAACGUUUCCGAAGAUAUCGCUCUUCAAGUUGUAGCUCUUCAAGUGAUAGUAGUGUUAGGAGAUCAGUUGGAUUUAGAAGAAAGAGGAAACAGAGGAAACCGAAAAGAAGAGUUCCUUCGUCAUCUGAGAGUGUUGCAACAGCUAGUUCUGAUUCAAAAAGAAAACAGAGGAAACCAAGAAGAGUUGCUUCGUCAUCGGAGAGUGUCGACAGUAGUUCUGAUUCCUCCGAUUCUUGUUCACACUCACGACGUAUAUAUAAGAAAUUAUUAUCUAGUUUCAAAAGAAACAGCAAGACUGCAGCCAAAGAACGCACUGAACAAAAACCUGAAAGUGAUAAUAAAUUCCACAAUUUACCGAGCUGCUCUAGAGAUUCGGGACCUAGCAGUAGUAUCGAUUUUAUAAAUAGCAGUAAUUUAUUAGAUCUUAGAACCAAUGUUAAACGGGAACCUAGCGCUGCUGUUGAGCUGGCAACGCCAGAUUCUUCUGGCCCGAAUGAGCGAGGCAGUUUUGUAAUUAAGACGUUAAAAAAAGAGCCAAAUUCCAAUAAUUUAUUAGACCUUAGAACAAUUUUUAAACGAGAACCUGCUAUUGAUCUGGCAAUGCCUAGUUGUUCUGUCGCAUCUGAAGAGACCGAGUUUAUUCCAGAUCAGAAUACUCGAGAUCAUCAUUAUUUACUUAGGAAAAUGAGAAAAGAGCCACAUGAAACAUUACUUAAAAGACCGCAUAUGAAAUAUGAUUAAAAUACACUCCGCCAAAAAAGUAUCGCAUCACCUUAAAAAUGGGACAUUUUUAAUGUCUUAUAUUUCCUAAACCUGUUGUUCGAUUUUAGUGAUUUUUUUAAUAUGUCAUGGCUUUAUUCUUCAAGAAUAUCGAUGUAAUAAUAUUGUUGCUAAACAGAUUAGUGUCAUUGUAUACCGGGUGUAACAAUGAUAGUGUGUUUUUUCCUCAAAGUUUGGAACACCCUGUGGAAUAUUCUAGCAUAUAUAAAAUAUUGAAAUUAAAACUCAACUGUAACCUUAGGCCAUCUUAACAUUUUGCUUUUUGAUUCAUUGGCUUAUGUUGGAUAAUGAAAAAGUUAGGUACUUUAACAACUAGCAACGUUCUUCAUCAAUACGGUGUUUCUAAAUAAGUGCGACAAACUUUAAGGGGUAAUUCUGAAUGAAAAAAUAAUGACAGUUUGCUUUAUACACAUAUGUCCGCAAAUGCUUCGUUUCCGAGAUACGGGAUGUUGGAAUUUUUUCUUACAAACUGACGAUUUAUUUAUUGCUCUAAAACCGGUUGAGAAAUGCAAAUGGAAUUUGGUGGGUUUUAAGAGGUAGUUAUUGCGCAUUUUUUUGGCAUACAAUUAACAAUUUUAUAUUCACCAUUGGCGUACAUACGGGUAAUAUGACCUGUAUGCACGCCAAUGGUGAAUAUAAAAUUCUUAACUGUACGUCAAAAAAUGCGCAAUAACUACCUAUUAAAACCUACUAAAUUUCAUUUGCAUAUCUCAACCGGUUUUAGAGCAAUAAAUAAAUCGUCAGUUUGUAAGAAAAAAUUCAACAUCCCGUAUCUCGGAAACGAAGCAUUUGCGGACACAUGUUUAUUAAAGUAAACGGUCAUUAUUUUUUCAUGCAGAAUUACCCCUUAAAGUUUGUUGCACUUAUUUAGAAACACCCUGUAUUGAUGAAGAACGUUGCUAGUUGUUAAAGUACCUAACUUUUUUUAUUAUCCAACAUAAGCGAAUGAAUCAAAAAGCAAAAUGUUUAGAUGGCCUAAGGUUACAGUUGAGUUUUAAUUUCAAUAUUUUAUAUACACUAGAAUAUUCGACAGGGUGUUCCAAACUUUGAGGAAAAAACACACUAUCAUUGUUACACCCGGUAUACAAUGACACUUAUCUGUUCAUCAACAAUAUUAUUACAUCGAUAUUCUUAAGGAAUAAAGCUAUAACAUAUUAAAAAAAAAGCACUAAAAUCGAACAAUAGGUUUAGGAUAUAUGAGACAUUAAAAAUGUCCCAUUUUUAAGGUGAUGCGAUAAUUUUGACGCUUAGUGUAUUAACUCCGGGUAUUCUUGGUUUAUUGAUUAUUUAUUGACUAUUUUGCAGAUUAUCUUGAGCCUAAAAAUUGUAUAAAUAUUGUAUAUUAAUUUAUCUUAUAUUUGCGAUUUAUUUUAAGUUGUAUAAUUGUGUACCUAUCCAUAGGUUAAAUUUAUUUUAUAUAUUGUUAAUUACUCUUUUAUAAUUGUGUAUUGUCAAUAAAUAUGACAAACCCACUUCCA
This is a messenger RNA of Diabrotica virgifera virgifera (western corn rootworm), 3831 nucleotides long. RefSeq names its product E3 ubiquitin-protein ligase Topors-like. The record is from RefSeq and is a predicted model, not a curated record. NCBI's taxonomy places the organism in Eukaryota, Metazoa, Arthropoda, Insecta, Coleoptera, Chrysomelidae. Gene Ontology annotation, biological process: protein polyubiquitination; protein monoubiquitination. The transcript has 9 exons. Gene Ontology annotation, molecular function: metal ion binding; ubiquitin protein ligase activity. Bases 293 to 2314 code for a protein of 673 amino acids.